UCGCUACGGGUGGAGAGCACAGCUCACAGCUCAACGAAUUUUUAGUUGAUUUAUUUUAUCAAAUAUAAACAAUCACCGAAUUCACUGAAUAAAGUCGAGUGAAAUGUCGAGCGUGUGGCCAGUGUAUCCGAAUUAAUUCCCAUAAAUUCAAACAUUUAAUUGUCCCUCUGAUAAUUAACAGUGAUAAUCAGCCGGGGGCAUCGAUUGAGAGCAGCCGAUUAAUCCCCAUUGAAAAAAAUACAUCGGUGAAAUUAAUCUCGAGUUUAUGUGAUUUAAAAAAAUGCACGGGUGCCAGACAGCUCGGCGACAAUUCUCAACGCGAGGAGGGAGUGAGAGGGAAAUAGAGUGUGACUCUUCACACGCUUGACGGAUACGUACACGAAGGGAGUGGAAUAAAGAACUGGGACGCGUUGAGAUACACCGGAGAGACAGAACGGAAAAAUAGAAGGGAUGAGUUUUUUUAAUAUGAGGGAUACAUUGAUGAGAUGUUUUUGUUUCAUUGUCACGAGUGAAUUAUCAAUUAUGCGUUGGAAAGUGGUGAAAAUGCCGUGAAGUAUUUCAUGUCGAAUAUUUCAUCGCGACGACAUAAAACAGAACAGAGGAGUUCCAUCGGGAGAGAGAGAGAAAUAAUAAUGACAUGAAUUUAUUAGUGUGAAAAUGUCUAAUGACUACAAAUUCACAGGGAAUUAUCAUCGAUUGAUGCUAUCGAUGCAGUUGUCGGGCGUUCAGAGAGGUGGAAAUAAAGGAAACAUGACACAAUGUACAUGCACAUAAAACUCGCCUCAGCCUCAUCCCAUUGUUGACAAUAUUUUCUUCAUCUAUCGGAAAAUAUAUCUGAGGAUUUAACAAUGGAGGAUGAAUCGAUGUCAAUGAGAUUUAUUUGAUGGAGCUCGGGAGCUUCUCACAUUUCUAAUAAUAAAAGAGAAAAAAAAGCGUUUCUCGAUAAUCGGGGAGAGGAUUUUUCAACACUUUACGCUGGAGAGUUGCCUUUUUUAAAAAGAUGAAUAAAUCUUCAUUGGAAAUCACGGAAUUUCGUCUAGAUUUUUCGAGGGAAAUUCAUUGUUGAUAAAUCUGGUUGUAAAUUUCUCCGUCCACUCUUCUAUCUGCUCGUUAUAAUGAAAGAUGAGCCGUUGAUUGAAUUUGUUGUUUUAUCAACUGUACAUGUGGCACUCAUUUGAUGGAAAUGCAUUUGCUGAGGCGGGAGAAUGGAAGGAACGAGAGCUAGUGACAAUCACUGCUCCAGGACGCGGGUCAGCCCGGUGUAGUGGCCGUAUAUUCAAUGCAUAUCGUGAUUUAGUGCACUUACUUUUCAAUUUGAAAUCAAUGAUGAAACUUAUCUGAGGAUCCGGUGCUGUCGAUACUGUGGGAUUCCACGGAGAGUGGAAAGAGAGCGGGAGUAUUUUUCCUCACUCCUUAAAUCUCGAUGCCUCUUCGAUGAGUGAAGCCAUGAUUUCUCGUGGGACUGGAUAGGAGGAAAAAUGAGAAAUAAUUGAGGGAAAGAGGAUUUCGAGCGAGAAUUAUCCUCGUUGGAUGAGUCAGUGGCUCACUUGAGGAAAAGGAAUGGAAGCCACGACGAUUGGGUCUCUAGUGUCAAGACCCUGAGGUGACAUUGAGCGAGAAUUGACACGUGGCUAAAAAACACGUGAAACAAUGGCAACGCCACCGGACUCACCGGGCCCUGAAGAGGCACUGUUCGAGUUCGAGAGCUCGAGGGCUAGACAGCAUACAACAAGACCGGUGGCUAUUGAGGAGUUGUUGAGACAGACGAAAUUCUCGAGGCAGGAGAUACGCGUCAUGUACCGCGGAUUUAAACAGGAGUGUCCUGAGGGUGUCGUUCAGGAGGACUCAUUCAAGGACAUUUAUGCCAAGUUCUUUCCACAUGGAAAUUCUAGCCUCUACGCGCACUACGUGUUCAAGGCCUUUGACGUUAACUGCAAUGGGGCCAUCAGUUUCAGGGAUCUACUCGUGACUCUCUCCACGCUGUUACGUGGGAGUAUAUACGAGAAACUCAGAUGGACAUUCAAGCUCUACGACAUAAAUGGGGAUGGUUGUAUUACAAGGGGUGAAUUGGGUGAAGUCGUAACAGCAGUUCACGAGCUGAUGGGACGAAAGCAUCCAGCCGAGGAGGAGAGGAAGGCCAGGGAACAACUGGACAGGGUCUUUGAGAAACUCGAUCUCAAUCAUGAUGGGGUUAUCACGAUAGAAGAAUUCAUCGAAAGUUGCCUUAAAGAUGAGGUCAUCACCCGCUCACUGGCAAUGUUCGACUGUGAACUUUGAUCUCCGGCGAACAUUAGCCCUACAAGGUCACCGGUCGGUGUGACACCAACGUCCCCAGCCUCGGGUGCAACCCAAUCACUGACGAGUUCAUCCCCAACACCACCGCGUUACACCUUACUACCGUCACUACCAGCUCCAACGAUAAUGGAAAAUCCGCUUAUACCAAUUCCAUUGCCAUCGCAGAUUGAUCAUCUAUCGGAGCCAAUGCAUCCACCGCCGGACUACAUGACUGUGCAGCAGGUACCCUUUUGUUACCGCGGGCCACACUGCUGGGACCAGACGGAUGAGCCACUCUUCUGCUGAGGGAAGUCAGUCGUCAGUCUGUCAUUCAGUCAAAUUUAUAAGAGAAUAUGUUAUAAUCAAACGGAAUUUAGGAUGUCCUGGGUAUUUUGAUUAUUUCGGGAGAAUUUUUUCUUUUGUUUUUUCAUUAGUUAAAACUAGCUACUCGAAUCAGAUACCGAUGAAAUUCAAUGAAGAAAUACGUAUGAAAAAAUUCAAGAGAAAAACUUUGUCUCGCCAGAUAAUUCGAGUGGAAUUCUCGCUAUUUUUAUAGAAAAACAUCAAUAGAUGACAAUUUUUCUAUUCAUUAAUAAUAUUGAUAUUAAUGUUCUAUCGAUAUUUCUUCUAUAGAAAUCUCUACAUAAAUUAAGUACUUUCAUUCGCAAUUUCUCUUUAAUUACACUGUUAGAAAUUUUUUGAAAUUUCAUGGAAGGUGUUAUAGUAAAUCUCAUGGGAGUGACAUAGAAUCGG
Molecule: messenger RNA, 3027 nt
Organism: Diachasma alloeum
Lineage: Eukaryota; Metazoa; Arthropoda; Insecta; Hymenoptera; Braconidae
Product: Kv channel-interacting protein 2
Exons: 6
Coding region: 1651-2277 (208 amino acids)
Molecular function (GO): calcium ion binding
Source: RefSeq, a predicted model, not a curated record